Messenger RNA from Amorphotheca resinae ATCC 22711, 2154 nucleotides. RefSeq lists its product as hypothetical. Bases 1 to 2154 code for a protein of 717 amino acids. The transcript is spliced from 2 exons. The record is from RefSeq and is a predicted model, not a curated record. NCBI's taxonomy places the organism in Eukaryota, Fungi, Ascomycota, Leotiomycetes, Helotiales, Amorphothecaceae. Gene Ontology annotation, molecular function: protein binding.
AUGUCUUCCCAGAAGACCACCAAUGACGGGGUAGAUGCCAGCGUCCCGGCAUCUCUUGGUGCUGGAGUACACAAGAAUGCCUCUCUGGAAGAUCAGACAUUGUUGCUCCUCGCCCGCUUGAUGGAGGGAGGGCAAGAGGACGAGGAGACUUGCAGAGAACUGAAUACCCUCACAAAGCUACUAAGUGAUGAUUCUGAAGAGGAAACCAGAUCCCCACAACCACACAAACCACUUCACGAGUUGAUGGAUGCCGACUGCGUGGAGACUCUCCUAGGCUAUCUUGACAUGAGGCAAUCGCCAACUGUUCGGGGUCACGCGACUUUGGCUACAUCAGCAUACUUGAAGGCGUCCGGCGAGCAGGGCGUCGAGUAUCUGUCAAACUUCUUCUAUUCACGAGUGGGCAAGGCCACCUAUGAUGAUUUCAUAUUUGCCUUCUCCGUUGCGGCAUGCAUAUUCCCAGUGGUUCCAGAUGUCAUAGCCACGCUUUUCUUGAGUGAGGGAUUCGUUUCUAGCCUUGGGCCUUUAAUGGAGAGAAAAUGGAAGAGCAAGAAGGUUGAACAGGCUGCCUUGGAGAUGUUGAAUGCAGCAUGUAUGAACACCCCUUGCCGUGAGGCGAUCCGGAAGUACUGUACAGAGUGGCUGGAGAAAAUCGUCAGUGAUGUCCCUGCAGCGCCUGUCAAUGUACCAUCGCCCGAGAGACAUCUUGUUGCCGAAGAUGGGCCCAUUCAACAGCGGAUUCAUUCUGAGAAGGUUAGAAAUCUAGCCGCGGUUGUCUUGGCAAAGCUCCAGGCUGUCCCUUCCACCCCCAGUGACGGAACAGAGGAAAGGAUCCAGCCGGCUACGACAAGCAUGGAGGACCUCUCAUUCAUGUUCAAGAAUAUGCUCACUGCAGACUCUUCUCAGCAGAGCUCAAUAGAGGGCUUAGCAUACGCUUCCCUGCAGCCCAAGGUCAAAGAGGAUCUAGCAUCCGAUAAAUCAUUUUUGAAGAAUCUGGUUGCGGCGCUGAAAGAAGCGCCUGCAAAAUCUCCUGCAACAUAUGGAGCGCUCAGCAUCUUGGUCAAUCUCACUACUUAUAUGCCAGCGCUAUCAGAAGAGCAGAAGCGUAUGACCCAGCUUAAGGCAUACGCGAACGCAUCCAAAUCCACCGCGAAGCCGGACCCUCUUAAUGACGACGAACAUGUUGCAAGAAGAUGCCAGGCCGUGUUCGAAGCAGGAGUGAUCCCGGUCCUCGUAACACAUAGCCAGUACGGCUCAACGGCAUCCUUGACCUUGGUCGUUUCAAUCGUCUUCUCCCUUUCCAAAACCCCCCAGAUCCGCGGUCAGAUCGCCCAGCAAGGCGGGGUCAAACUCCUAUUACAUGCCUUCUCCACCUUCCCCUCCUCCAACACCAGCGCUCAGCGCACCACCGCUCAUGCCCUCGCCCGCAUCCUGAUCAGCACGAACCCCACGCACGUCUUCGGCGGCUCCACGGCGCUCCCCCUCACCUCGGCCAUCCGCCCGCUCCUCCUCCUCCUCACCGACGACCCCACCGUCGAGCAGCGCGACCUCCUCCCGGUCUUCGAAUCCCUCCUCGCCCUCACCAACCUCGCAUCCACGUCGGACAGCGCCCGCAACCCCAUCAUCCGGCUCGCCUUCCCGCAGCUCGAGGAGCUGCUCCUCUCCCGCAACAAGCUCGUCACGCGCGCCACGGUCGAGCUCCUCUGCAACCUCAUGCUCUCGCCGGAAUGCGUGGCCAAGUUCGCCGACGGCAGCAAGCCGGCCAGCCACCGUCUGCACAUCCUCCUGGCGCUGGCGGACGCCGAGGACCUCGCGACGCGGCGCGCGGCCGGCGGCGCCCUCGCCUCCCUCUCCGAGUGGGACACGGCCGUGAACGCCAUGCUGGAGCGCGACCGCGGCGUGGCCAUCCUGCUCGCGCUCUGCCGCGAGGACUCGGAGGAGCUGCGCCAUCGCGGCGUCGUGUGCGUCCUGAACGUCGUGUCGGCGCCGGCCAAGGUCGGCGAGUGGGGCGUGCGGAAGGUGAGAGAGGCCGGGGGCGUCGAGGCCUUGAAGGAGUGUCUGAAGAUGAGUAGGAGUCAGGAGGUCUUGGAGAUUACGGUGUUGGCGUUGCAGAAAUUGAUUCCUGAGGGUGGUGGUGGUGGCGGUGGGACAGAGUAG